Xenopus laevis (African clawed frog) is the source of this 4566-nucleotide messenger RNA. It is a transcript of the gene shkbp1.L, whose product is annotated as SH3KBP1 binding protein 1 L homeolog. The transcript has 18 exons. The coding region runs from base 109 to 2559 and encodes 816 amino acids. Gene Ontology annotation, biological process: protein homooligomerization; positive regulation of epidermal growth factor receptor signaling pathway. Gene Ontology annotation, cellular component: plasma membrane. The record is from RefSeq and is a predicted model, not a curated record. NCBI's taxonomy places the organism in Eukaryota, Metazoa, Chordata, Amphibia, Anura, Pipidae.
GAUUCAUUGGUUGAACUUGUUAACCAAUCAGCGGAGGGAUCGUCACUCGGGCGAAGUGUCCGGUGUUGCCGGAAGCAUGGCUGCUUAGAGAGGAAGGGAGCGCCCGGCAUGGAAGGGUUUGGGGGCUGUAGUGGGGAUGUGAUACACCUCAAUGUUGGAGGAAAGAGGUUCAGUACCUCCAGACAGACCCUGACAUGGGCAUCAGAAUCUUUCUUUUCCAGCCUCCUGAGUGGUCGCAUUCCUACACUGAAAGAUGAAACUGGAGCUAUUUUUAUAGAUCGCGAUCCUACAGUGUUUUCUCCAAUAUUAAACUUUCUCCGCACCAAAGAACUUGAUACCAGAGGUAUUAAGAGUUCUGUCCUGCUACAUGAAGCAGAAUUUUAUGGCAUCACCCCGCUAGUCAGGCGUUUGCAGCUGUGUGAGGAGUUGGACCGCUCCUCUUGUGGGAGUGUCUUGUUCAAUGGAUACUUGCUUGCACCAAUUUUUCCCGCAAAAAGAAGGAAUCGGCACAGUGUUUCUGGUCUGCAGGUCAACUCCAGAAGUGGUUUUAAUGAGCGGGUUCCUGUCAGAAGAAGUAACACAAUGCCUCCUAACCUGGGGGGAGCUGGUUUCCUGGGGCGUUUGCUAGAAGACCGAUGCUUUGGAAAUGGAGUGUUUCCCUCUGAUCCUGGCAUGGUGCGGAUCAUAUGUGGGCAUCAUAACUGGAUUGCUGUGGCCUAUGCUCAGUUCAUAGUCUGUUACAGGAUGAAGGAAACAUCAGGUUGGCAGCUGGUCUUCACUAGCCCCUGUCUGGACUGGGUAAUAGAAAGGGUUGCUCUGAAUGCCAAGGCAAUGGUUGGAACACUGGGAGAUAAUGAUAAGAUGCUGGCAGUCUCCUCCUGUAGUGAGAUCAUCCUUUGGGCCAUUAGUGGGGACAGCAGUGGGAGUGAGAUAGGUGUUUUUAGUCUGGGGGUACCUGUUGAGGCCUUGUUUUUUGUGGGCAACCAACUAAUAGCCACAAGCCACACAGGGAAAAUUGGUGUAUGGAAUGCUGUGACUAAACACUGGCAGAUUCAGGACGUUGUACCAAUUAACAGCUAUGACACUGCUGGUUCCUUUCUUCUGUUGGGAUGUAAUAACGGGUCCAUUUAUUAUGUAGAUGUCCAGAAAUUCCCACUGCGCAUGAAGGACAACGACCUUCUUGUUACAGAGCUUUACCGUGACCCAUCCGAAGAUGCAAUCACUGCUUUGAGUGUCUACCUCACUCCCAAAACAAGUGACAGUGGAAACUGGAUAGAGAUUGCAUAUGGCACAAGUUCUGGAGUGGUGCGAGUCAUUGUACAGCACCCUGAAACAGUCGGGUCUGGUCCCCAGCUCUUCCAGACAUUUACUGUCCAUCGCAGCUCUGUCACCAAAAUAAUGCUGUCUGAGAGACACCUCAUCUCAGUAUGUGCAGAUAAUAACCAUGUACGGACAUGGACUGUGACUCGAUUUCGUGGUAUGAUCUCCACCCAGCCUGGUUCAACACCUCUAGCUUCAUUUAAAAUCCUCUCCCUGGAGGACAUUGAUGGGCAUGCUGGAUGCAGUGCAGGGAAUGACAUUGGACCCUUUGGAGAACGGGAUGACCAGCAAGUUUUUAUCCAGCGUGUGGUUCCCGAUUCUAAUAUUGUCUAUGUUCGCUUGUCAUCCACUGGGAAAAGAAUCUGUGAGAUCCGUUCAGUGGACUGCACCCCAAUCACAUCUUUUACUGUCCAUGAAUGUGAAGGCUCAAGCCGUAUUGGCUCCCGUCCUCGGCGUUACCUCUUUACUGGUCAUGCCAGCGGAUGUAUCCAGAUGUGGGAUCUUACCACUGCAAUGGAGGUAGCAAGCAAAGGGGAAAGUGGAGAACUUGGUGGCCUUACAGAGAAAGAGCUGCUGGAGCAGUUGGAACAGUGUGACUUGGCUUUGACCCGCACGCCUGAUAUGAGCCCUGCUGUUUCUUUCUCACAUUCAGCCAACCCUCGUGCCUCUAUAACCAGCCUUCAGUCUCAACCGAGUGACAGAUUUUCCAGGACUGUUUUUUCAUCCUCUCAGCGACCUCCAAUUCUGAAUGUCCGACCCUCAGAAGGAUGGGCUUCUUUGUGUAACCUUCAACCUAACCUUUCUGGUAGCUUUGGCUCUCUGCAGAAGUCUGACACUUUGCCCCGCUCCGGCUCCAGGCCAUACAGAGCUCCGAGUAACCAACCACAGGUUGAGGCUAAUGGCAUGGCUGUUGCCAUAGAUACUACUUCAGCCCGUGUCAGUGGCAGCUUUGUGGAGCGCUGCCAAGAGCUUGCACGUUACACAGAGUCACAACAUCUGGUUUCACACAGGUCAAGUUAUGAGACUGUAGCAACCAGAAUAAAAACCUCACGAGUUACUACUCCAGCGAGGCGACCAGCCUCUCCUACACCUCCACAACCUCCUCCACUCGGUAUUGCCCCUUCUUCAGCUCAAAAUGUACCUCCUACUUGUUCCUCUGCUGUGGGAGAGACAUCUGCCUCUUCUCCCACUGCUACUAAGCUUACUCUCAAACCUCGGUUAAAUGAGACCUCCUUUUGAAAUAGUCUUGUACGAGUUACAUAGAUAAAGUAAUGGCAGCUAUUUUGAUAGAACUCCCUCACACCAUUAGUAUUUAUAAUUGUAAAAGGUGCAGUUGUUUAGUAUUACAGGUUAUAAAAAAACAGUACAACUGCUCUAAAUAUACACUAUUAUUUGUAUUCCUUAAUUCCAGAUUCAUACAGAUGUUAUGAUCUGUAUAAAAAAAAUCACUAUUUUCACCUUUUGUAAUGUCUAUACAGAUGUUAUAGAUUGUACUUAAAUGCCCCUAAAAGUGGUCUGAAUGGUAUUAUUCCUUUAGACUUUAAGGUAGAAACUCGGAGGUGCAAGGUGACACGAAAGACGCUCUAAAACAGAAAAAGUAAGGGGGCAAAAUGCAAAAGAGAGAGUACAAAGCACACUGUUUAUUUGUAUCUUGCCCUAGUCUGAGGUUCAGCACUUUGCACUUCUAGAAUAGAGUACAAUAAGUUGUGCCUUACACUGUAUGGAGUACUGCCUGCAUUUGGUGUGCUGCAUACAGAAAGGGCAGUAGAUGUGUGACAUGUCCCCUUUAAUUUAACACAUCACAGGCAGACUGCCAGGGGGCAUAAGGAGCUGGAUAGCCCUGUUAUUAACAUUUACUUAUGGUGGGAAUUAUGUAUAGGGCUGCCUUGCACCAGCCAGCACUUUGCUAAGCUCUGAUUCGUGAUCCAAAACUUGGUUAAGAACUGUGGAUAUACAUUGGUUUCAAUGUAUAUCCAGUGAUAGUUCACCCUAAACAGGUCACAACCCAUUGUGUUAACAUCCAUAAUAUGAGCUCUUAUCUGCGGCAUCUUCUAUCUCCACUGGGAAUUUUGUUUCUGCCUUUAGUACAGCUGUACGAGCUUAUUCAGACUUCUACACUCUGGAUAAACCUUGGUGGUUUGUCAUUUCUGCUUCACAAUAGUUUUAGAGACAAAAUGUCAUAUAUGUGGUAGAACUGAUUUAUUUAAACUCCAAAAAACAUUGUUACAAAAUCCAUGACAUUACCAGGCUGCUUCUAAGCCAACAGGUUUUUUAAACUCACGUACAAUUAAUAUUUAUCCAGAACCCUUAGAAUGUAACUAUCACCUUAUUAUUGUUUUAUUUACAGUGCCUUACUAGAUUUGUACCGAUAUUAAAGUCGAGUUAUACUUCCAGCUUUAAAUAUUUCCAUUAGGCAAAUCCAUUGGAAAAACAUAAAGGUAUAUAGGCCCUUUAAACUGUGUGUGUAUUUAUUUAGUAUAUACAAACACAUGCACUGCUUAUUUAAUAAUGUUAGAUAUAAUUGGUGCUGAGUGUUGUUUGUGUUGUAUGGCUCACUGAAUUUCAUGCAAUAUGGCAGAUACUAUGUAACCCCUACUUAAACUGUGGAUAGUGGCGCACUGAACUUUGUGUAACUUCUUGGUGACCAACUUUAUUCACAACAUUGGGGGCAGUGGCUUUUGUCCCAACCCAGGCAUCUGUCAGGUCCCCAGCAUUUAAAUACUGUUCAUAUGUGUUACCAGUUUAACAAUUCACAUGUUCCAAUGCCUCUCUGUGUUUGUUUCAUUGUUUUACAAAGCUGCAACUAGUGAAUCACUGGAGUAAAACCACUGAAUAUCCAGGCUGGUUCAGAACAUAUCUGUUCUUUGUAACUGUUCUUUGUAGGGAUCCACUAUUUUGGAUUCGGCCCAACCCCUGAAUCCUUUCAAAAGAUUCGGCCAAAUACCGAAUCCUAAUUUGCAUAUGCAAAUUAGGGUUGGAAAGGGGUGUGAAGGCAAGCUGAAAAUGCACAUUUUGUGCUGAAAUCCACCCUGUGCUGUAUACACAUGGAAUGUGUACAGUUCCUCCACAGUGCUCAGUAGGCCCAAUGUCCAUAAAAACAGCACCGUGUUCACAGCAUAUUAAGCAGUGCUAGAAAUGUGCUCUGGGGAAGACUCCUUUAAGUGUAACAAAUAUAUGUAAAUUGUUUUUCCACUAUAUAUUCACUUAACAGCAAUAAACUUUUUUUUUUGUUUGUUUUUUUUAAAA